Molecule: messenger RNA, 2877 nt
Organism: Puccinia triticina
Lineage: Eukaryota; Fungi; Basidiomycota; Pucciniomycetes; Pucciniales; Pucciniaceae
Exons: 11
Coding region: 1-2877 (958 amino acids)
Biological process (GO): microtubule-based movement
Molecular function (GO): microtubule binding; ATP binding; microtubule motor activity
Source: RefSeq, a predicted model, not a curated record
AUGGCCGACCCAGAGAACGUCAAGGCCAUCGUCCGACUCCGCCCCCCCCUCCAGAUCAUCCAGCCCCUCGACUCCUCCGCCUCCGAGCCCCACUACGUCCCCCGCCUCCAGCCACGCCUCUACUCCCUCCACUCGCCAAGCGAACACUCCCCCCCAUCCUGCCCUUACACCCUCCAGCCAGAGAAUGCCUCGAUCUGCGCCGGCGGAAGCUGGUUCACCUUUGAUGGCGUCCAUCCACCCUCCGCCUCCACCGCCGAGAUCUACCAGUCCCACAUCGCAUCGAUGAUCCAGGACGCCGUCGCGGGCUACAACUCAACCCUGUUUGCCUACGGGGCCACCGGCAGUGGCAAGAGCUACAGCAUGAUCGGAUCCGAGAAGGAGGAUGGAAUCAUGCAGAGGGCGAUCGAAGACGUGUUUGAUCUGAUCGAACAGGUAUAUCGCGAAUACGUCGUCAGAGCCUCCUAUCUAGAGAUCUACAACGAACAGCUCCGCGAUCUACUCGCAACCGACCGGCCUCCCCCAAACGGAUCAGCCCACCCAAACAUCCCCAAAGUCCAUGAGGACCGCCAGGGAAGGAUCUUUGUCAGACCCCUAGUCUCAACCCCUUGUGCCGACUCUGAGGAAGUCAUGAGACUCCUGCUCAGCGGUGAAUCGAGGAGACGGGUGGAGCGGACCGAGUGGAACCUACACAGCUCACGCUCCCAUACCAUCUUCUCCCUGACCCUCGAAUCCAGGCCCGUCAACGGACCUGCCGGAUUCCCAAUCACCUCCUCCACCAUGCGCCAGGUCACCCGGCAGAGCUCCCGUUCCCAACUUCGCUCCGACCUCGAAUCCCCCUCCCUACCCACCCCACCACAGCCCUCCUCCUCAACCUUCGAAGUCUUCCUCGGUACCGGAAUCGGGAAGAUGCCGAUCACCCCAAGCGUGACCAGAUUCAAAUCUUCCACUGCUUCCUCCAAAUCAAGCGGGCACAUCCCCGAUGGCAGCAUCCGAAUCAGUCAACUCAACUUGGUUGAUCUUGCAGGCUCCGAGAAGCUCACUGACAACGAAGCGCGAAAUAAAGAAGCCUCAUACAUCAAGAAAUCAUUGCUAGCCUUACAAAGCGUCGUCUCCAGCCUCACCGAACUAGGAACCAGCACAUCCUCCUCCAACCAAUCCAACAACAAGCAGCGAUUGAUGCAUGUGCCCUACCGAAACUCACAGCUCACUCGACUCCUACAAACCUCGCUAUCCGGGAACGCCAAGGUCGCUUUCCUCUGUACGAUCUCGCCCGACCCGGAUUGCGAGGUGGAGACGCUGAGCACCUUGCGCUUUGCAGCCGGAGCCAAGAAGGUCGAGACGAGGGCAGAGAUGGGCCAGGUGGUCGAUCGAGCGACGCUCCUGGAGGCCCUCGAAUCAAAAGUACUCGAGCUCGAGGCCGCUCUCAUGACCAAUGCCGAUUACACCGAAGCUCUCGAAAGAGAACGGGAUGAAGCUAUCGAGCGGGCCGAUGGGGCUGAAAAAAUCUGCGAUGACUAUGAAUCCAAAUUAGCUGAAUUACAAACUCUUCGGACACCCCUAAAGGAACAGCAUGAUCAUCUCAAACGGUUAAUCCUCACAGGCUCACCACGCUCAUCCUACGCGACAGCGAAUACACUAGAGCUUCACACAACUAACCAGAACACGACGAACAGCUUGAUUCGCAAGAAGUCGAUCGGGACCAAACGGCCCUCUAGGCUCUCUGAAGCCGCCACUGGACCUGCUACGGACUCUCCUACCAAAAGAGUUGGAUGGAAAGAGUUGUUCUUUGAUGUUCAUCCCAGUGAUGAGGCUGCCAAUAAGAAUGCUCAACUUGUCCAAGAUUCGGAGAGCGCCGACAAAUCGGAAAAGAUCAACGAGUUGAAUUUGACGGUUGCGAAGCUCGAAGCCACUCUUGCCGAAGCUGAAGACACACAUCUCGGAGAAAUUUCCGAACUGAGAGCUGAAGUUGCCGCGUUGGAAGAGCAGCUGCUUCAGCUCCAGCGCACUGUGGACGAGCGUGAUCCACCCGCAGGCUCAACACUUAAAUCGCACACCGAUUCUAACUUGGACAAUGAGCUUGAGACACUCAGGCGAACUAGUGGUGAGAAGGUUGAAGCGUUGGAAUCAGAAGUGAAGGAACAGCAAGAUCGGAUCAGCGAACUAGAGAGUAAACUACGGGAAUCGGAAGCCUCAAGUGAACGAGUGAGGUCAGAAACCGAUCGGGAGAGGAAAGAGCACGAAAGACAGCUGUCAUUACAAUCGCAACUGAUUGCGACUCUCGAACAAAAACUACGAGAAAGCUCGAGGCUCGCAGUGGCUGGAGUACGAGGACACGAUGAUGUCGAGGGUGGUGGCCAUCAAUCGGCGGGCUCGAAGACCAAGAAGACAUCCAAGUCGCGUUCGAACUCGAUCAGGUCGAAAUCCGCUCGAGCGAAGAAGCAGAACGGACGGCCCCGGUCAGGCUCGCGCUCGGUCGACCACAGCAAACGGGGCGAGGCGCCGGAGGAUCUAAAUAUCCGGCGCGAGGGCUCCUCGGACCAUGUGCGCUUCGCGCAGUCAUCCCAGCCGGUUCCUCCGUCCUCGAAGCCCUCGGUCGUCAUCGGCGACGGCGGCGCGGCGUCUUCCCAGCCGCGUAAACGGACGACCAGUCAGCGCGCCGCCAACCAAAACCUCCACCUCGGCCACCCCCCCUCUCCGCUCCGCCACCAACACCACUUUUCUCUCGACGCCUCGCCCGGCCACUCUGCCGCCGGCAGAACCAAAGACCAGGCCGGCCAUAACGCACAGCCUGAUCGCCCCCUGGAUAACCUCCCCGUUCGUAGGUCCGCGAGGAACAACCAGUCCCACAAAAAGGUCUUGAGCGUCGUCGAGAAUUAG